CGUCAGCCGAGGGAAGGGGGAGGCGAGAGUUGGAGCGUGUGGGAGCGCGGAGGCCGGAGAGAGGGAGGGGAGACCAGGCGCAGAGACGGCGGAGGGAGGCGCGCGAGGGAGCCGACACACUCGGAUCGCGAGCCCGGGAGGCGGCGGCGCCGAGAGGCAGCAGCUGCGGCCGCGCCCUUGCCGAGCCGGUGCGCCCAGCCCCGCUCCGCGCGCGGCCGUCAGGGCUCCUGAGGAUGGAGGAUUUCCCGGAGACGUCGCCGUCCUCCAACAACUCCUCGGAAGAGCUCAGCUCUGCCCUGCAGCUGUCCAAGGGCAUGUCGAUCUUCCUCGACAUACUGAGGAGAGCAGACAAAAAUGAUGAUGGAAAAUUAUCCUUUGAAGAAUUCAAAGCCUAUUUUGCAGAUGGUGUUCUCAGUGGAGAAGAAUUACACGAGCUCUUCCAUACCAUCGAUACGCAUAAUACUAACAAUCUUGACACAGAGGAACUCUGUGAAUAUUUUUCUCAGCACUUGGGCGAGUACGAGAAUGUCCUAGCAGCACUUGAAGACCUAAAUCUUUCCAUCCUGAAGGCAAUGGGAAAAACAAAGAAAGACUACCAAGAAGCCUCCAAUUUGGAACAAUUUGUAACUCGAUUUUUAUUGAAGGAGACCUUGAAUCAGCUGCAGUCUCUCCAGAAUUCCCUGGAAUGUGCAAUGGAAACUACUGAGGAACAAACCCGUCAAGAAAGGCAAGGGCCGACCAAGCCAGAAGUCCUGUCGAUUCAAUGGCCUGGAAAACGAUCGAGCCGCAGGGUCCAGAGACACAACAGCUUUUCUCCUAACAGCCCUCAGUUUAAUGUCAGCGGUCCAGGCUUAUUAGAAGAAGACAACCAGUGGAUGACCCAGAUAAAUAGACUCCAGAAGUUAAUUGAUAGACUGGAAAAGAAGGAUCUCAAACUUGAACCAUUGGAAGAAGAAGUUAUUGAAGGGAAUACUAAAUCUCACAUCAUGCUUGUGCAGCGCCAGAUGUCCGUGAUAGAAGAGGAUUUGGAAGAAUUCCAACUGGCUCUGAAGCACUACGUGGAAAGCGCUUCCUCCCAAAGUGGAUGCUUGCGUAUUUCUAUACAGAAGCUUUCAAAUGAAUCUCGCUACAUGAUUUAUGAGUUCUGGGAGAAUAGCAGUGUGUGGAAUAGGUAA
Molecule: messenger RNA, 1175 nt
Organism: Propithecus coquereli (Coquerel's sifaka)
Lineage: Eukaryota; Metazoa; Chordata; Mammalia; Primates; Indriidae
Gene: NECAB1
Product: N-terminal EF-hand calcium binding protein 1
Exons: 11
Coding region: 234-1175 (313 amino acids)
Biological process (GO): regulation of amyloid precursor protein biosynthetic process
Cellular component (GO): cytoplasm
Molecular function (GO): calcium ion binding
Source: RefSeq, a predicted model, not a curated record